UGUGAAGAUAGGAGGAAUGGUUGAUGUGAGGCGGGGCGGGAAGAGUGUAAACAUCGCCUGUGUUCUCACUGAGGUAGUCUUCCUUCACUGUGAUCGUAGAUGUGCUCGGAACACCGGAUUAUCCAAAUAGAACGCUGCACGCGCGUCCCUUUCCGCUGCGCGCUACCAACGCGUCACAUCUCACCAAAGUGCAUGAAAGAACGAGAGCAAAAGGUGAAGAAAACACCAACAAUUACCCGUUCCUGAAUCUUCCAGGUUGACAGUUCUGGAAACAUGCCGAAGCACGUGGAGGUAAGGAUGCACGAAAGCCACCUGGAACCCAUUGAGGCGAGGCCAAACUCCAAAUGGGGCACAAUAUGCCAGAAGCUGCGCAAGAACCUGCUGCUCACACUGACUGUGAUGGGUGUGAUUUUGGGAGCUGUUUCUGGUAUGCUGCUGCGUGUAGCGUCUCCAAUCGAUGACAACAUUGUCAUGGUUAUUUCCUUUCCUGGAGAUAUUCUAAUGAGGAUGCUAAAAAUGCUCAUCCUUCCCUUAAUCAUCUCCAGCUUAAUCACAGGUCUUUCCGGUCUGGAUGCAAAGUCAAGUGGACGUCUGGGUUCCAGAGCCAUGAUUUAUUACAUGACCACUACUAUCAUUGCUGCUGUGCUGGGGGUUAUCCUAGUGCUCCUCAUCCACCCCGGAAAUCCUAAACUCAAGGAGAAUCUAGGAGAAGGAGCUCAGAAUGAUGAGGUUUCCAGUCUUGAUGCCUUUUUUGACCUCAUCAGAAACCUCUUCCCUGAAAACUUGGUUCAGGCUUGCUUCCAGCAGAUCCAGACCGUUGUGAAGAAAGUAGAAGUUCAGCCUGAUUUCGAUGACACCAACAGCACUGACUAUCUGUUAAACGCCACCAAACCACCCCCUAUUUUCAAAGACAAGAAGUCUCUCCAGUUCAAGAGUGGAAUGAAUGUGCUGGGGCUAAUUGGAUUCUUCAUUGCCUUUGGUAUUUGUAUGGGCAAGAUGGGAGAGAAAGCUAGGCUCAUGAUUGACUUCUUCAGCAUACUUAAUGAGAUUGUGAUGAAACUGGUUAUCAUGAUCAUGUGGUACUCUCCCUUUGGCAUCGCCUGCUUGAUCUGUGGAAAGAUCAUCUCUAUUAAAGAUCUGGAGGUGGUGGCCAGGCAGCUGGGGAUGUACAUGGUGACAGUUAUUAUUGGUCUGAUUAUCCAUGGUGCCAUAUUCCUGCCAUGCAUCUACUUUGCAAUUGUACGGAAAAACCCCUUCUCGUUCUUCAUGGGUAUCUUCCAGGCUUGGAUUACAGCUCUGGGCACAGCAUCUAGUGCUGGCACUCUGCCAGUAACGUUCCGUUGUCUUGAGGAAAACCUUGGUAUUGACAAGAGAGUUACACGUUUCGUGCUUCCUGUUGGAGCAACAAUUAACAUGGACGGAACAGCCCUCUAUGAGGCUGUAGCUGCCAUUUUCAUUGCCCAGAUGAACGGAAUAGAUUUAGAUCCCGGUCAAAUCAUCACUGUCAGUCUUACAGCAACACUUGCCAGUGUUGGGGCAGCGAGUAUCCCCAGUGCUGGAUUGGUCACCAUGUUACUCAUUCUGACAGCCGUUGGACUUCCUACUCAAGACAUCAGUCUGCUGGUGGCUGUUGACUGGCUUCUGGAUCGUUUCCGUACCUCAGUUAAUGUGGUUGGAGACUCAUAUGGGGCUGGCAUCGUCUACCAUCUGUCCAAGGCAGAGCUGGAUGCUCUGGACGCCCAACAUGCAAAGUCUGAUGACAUAGAGAUGAUGAACAAGACCCAGUCCUACUAUGAUGACCUCAAAAACCAUCAUGAAAACAACUCCAACCAGUGCGUCUUUGCUGCUCAAAAUUCAGUCUUAUUAGAUGAUUGCAAGGUACAAGUCAUGCUUAAGGAGGUAACCUUGGCGGCCACAAACGGCUCAACUGCGGAGAACACACUCGUUGAGGAAGAACCUUGGAAAAAUGAUUAAUGCAAGCACACAGACGCCGAAACCCCAGAAGAGAGAGAAAAAAGCAACCUAUAUUCAUGAACAUAGAACAAAUGGGUUUUGUAGUUUAUUUCUAUGGUUUCUAUUAUUUUCUAACAUGUUUAACAAUAUCAUACUGUCUCAUGUAACACACGAAUAUGAGGCCAAAAGCUCACACAUGCAGCUGACAUAAUGUUAUUGAGGCAGUUACAUAAGUUAUUUGUGAUGCUAAUAAAUAAAUACGUAAACUUCCAAACAUAUGUAUUUUGAAAAGGGGUGAAAAAUGAGGGAGAACAGACAGAUAACAUAGCUUCUUGCAGAGCCAUCGUCCACUACUUUUUAUGUGAGAACAUGACAGAAACCUUCUUGUCUGCCUCUAGUUCCUUGGCCUUACACUAGACAGCUGAACUACGUUGCACAACACUGUAGCACCUCUUGGUCCGAACAAAUGUUACAACCACUUCUCAAAAGGCUAAUAUGGUGUUGCUAGGAUACAAAAGUAGGGAUGGAGGCGACAGAUGGAAGGUAAAGCACAAGUCUCUGGAGCUCCUUUUAUCACAGUGCUCACUGGAGAGGGUUUUUUUCUUCUAUAUUCUGUCAAGGAAACAGAUGAUAGGGUGUUUCUCGUAUGUAUGUUGGUGAAUCAGUGGCACAACAGCACAAAAACUUUUCAGGCACAUUCUAUAUUUACUAUUUCAGGUCUUACAAGAGCCCUUUGCGUCAUUCAGAAGUACUGAAAUAUGCAAUGCAUGCCUUACGUUUAGUUCAUUAUAAAGCACAAAUUGUCUAUUUAUGUUGUACAACCAAAACAGCGCCUGAACACUGUCAGUCAUACAGUGGACAUACAGCUGAUGGCUUCAGUGCAUCUUUUAAAAUAACAGGAUUAUUUUUAUAUAAUUCAGAGUGGUGUGUGCUAAACCUGGACUGGCAUUAUUAAUAUGUCCAGCAUGUUGAGAGCACACACCCCAUCUAAAGCAGUUAAAUGCCUUUACCCACAAACGGUAUACAUUUAGUCUAUUUUUCAUUCCACUGGUAAGAUAUAGAGGUAUACUCAGGCAUAUUAAAUUAUACUAUUUGUUUUUUCCAGGAAAAAUUUUGUCAGGGAAAAAAUAAUAAUAAAAAAAAUAACAUCGCUAAUGCACACAGAGAUCAUUUGUAUUAAGGCCCAGUUAGCCUGCUGCAGAGAACUGUUUACCUGUUUUUAUAAUCCAAGUAGAUUUACACAGUUAUAAAUACAUAAUGCCUUCAUUUUCAUUUUGCAAUUAACAGAAUUUCUUACCUCAGAGAGACAUUACCCCAAGGCUAUAAUAACUAUUUUAAAGCAGUUUUUAUUUUGAGCUUUUGAAAAUCAGAACUAAAUUACAGUAACAAUGAAGCCAAGUAGUAUUACAAUUGAAGGGUUAGAGCUUAAUAAAGAGGAGGAUUUUACUACUGAGCUGAUCUGAUAUACUACCUCUGGAUGUUCUGUCCUCUUAUUCAUCUCUGACAGCAUCGUUCCCUCAUAUUACAAAUGACUGUUUCUUAGCCCCACCAUGCUGCAAAACACUCAUAGGCCAACUUUCUAUCACUUCCUGUCAGACUGACCAAUCAAUAUGCACAUUCCACAUACCUCACUAUGCCAAUCAGAGAUUCAGACAAAAGAUUCUUUCAAAUGAAUGAUACAUUCAGACGAGCACACUUCUUCCCCGUGUGAUCUCGGAUCACAGGAUUCUAAUUUUGGCCUUUUUUAUUUUUUUAUUUGCUUAUUUGUUUGAUGAUUCUUUUAAAAAUCCUGUAUUUGUCAAAACUAAACAAAGAUAUCAAAAGAAUUCCACCCCUAAUAUGUCAAAUUAAUUUGAGAUAUCUCUCUAUGAUUCCUUGAAUUCUAAACAGCUAUUUGACGUUCCAGUGUUUCAACCCUUGCCAAGAGAAUAAAUGCCAUAUGAGCACAAGUUCAUGUUGCCAUUUUAUAUAGAAAUAUAAUCUGAAUUUUAGAUGUUGUGAGAGUUGCCCAUCAAAAGGCAGAUGUUUGAGACUGUUGAGAUUGUUUGGUCGUUGAGUGUUGAGCCACUCUUGUGUUUUAUUUCAUUGCAUGGACAUUUAGUGUUUUGCACCAGUUUCUUAAAAAGCAUGAAUUUUAAAGUGUCUCCUCGCAGUUUUUGUACAUAUUGAAGGCAGAGGCGUUGCUAGUGGGGGAACAGCGGGACAGAGUGCAACAUCCUCUCUUCCUCCUCCACCCCCCACUGAGGGGGACGACAGUCCACAAUUCCUAUUGAGGGAUAUUGACCCAUUGAAAUGUGCUGUACAGGGGGCCAAGAAAACCUAGCGAAGCCACUGAUUGUAGGUAACACGGAGUUGAUGUUUAUUGAUGUGACAGUUUUAACUAAGUGUUUUUGUAAUCCUAUAGAAAAUGUAUACCCUUUCUGUGCUGCAUAAUAAUAAUACUAUAGUGAAAAGUGUAGAAAGAUAGUACUUUGCUUGAGUUUAGUUCAGAUUAGCUCUCAACAAUUUCAUAUCAAUUAUUCUAUCUGAUCUAUGUUUGGAAUUUCUUUCCCUACAUACAUUUAUGUGUCCCUACAUUUCUAUGUAAUCUAACAUCAGACUCAAAACGAAGAUAUUUGUAUAUUAUUUAUAGCAUCUCAAAAUAUUCAGGCUAUAUUUUUGAAGAUGUUAUACAAUAAAAUAUUGUUUUAAUGUGAUAGUCUUACAUAUGUUUGUGUU
This is a messenger RNA of Carassius auratus (goldfish), 4671 nucleotides long. It is a transcript of the gene slc1a2b, whose product is annotated as solute carrier family 1 member 2b. NCBI's taxonomy places the organism in Eukaryota, Metazoa, Chordata, Actinopteri, Cypriniformes, Cyprinidae. The record is from RefSeq and is a predicted model, not a curated record. Gene Ontology annotation, molecular function: glutamate:sodium symporter activity; neutral L-amino acid transmembrane transporter activity; L-glutamate transmembrane transporter activity. Bases 274 to 1974 code for a protein of 566 amino acids. Gene Ontology annotation, biological process: L-glutamate import across plasma membrane; L-aspartate transmembrane transport. Gene Ontology annotation, cellular component: plasma membrane. The transcript is spliced from 11 exons.